UUUCUUCGUCAACCGUUUGAUGUGGACCUCUGAAAAUGUGUCAUUUUUUAUAUAAAUUUUCAAUUAUUAUUGAUUAUAUAGAAAACUAAUAUUCUAUUGGCACAAUUAACUACAUUUAUUUUAAAUAUAAAUGAAUAUCGACGGUUAUAUUUGUUAUCGAACAGUGUCAUUCCGAGUAACAUAACCUUACAAUCAAGGAUCUAUAGUGUGGCAUUGUACAGUGCGUCGUACAGUGGCAUGUGUUUUCGAUGGAAAUUCAUUUGAAUACAAAUUAAUAUGAAAAUGUCAAUGACAAUGCACUUUAAAACAAUGGUGUACGGUUUAUUAUGCAUUAUACAUAUUUAAAUUUAAAUGUCAAGUCUUCCUGCAACAAAGACAUUUUUUAUUUUAAGGGUCAGAUGAAAUGGAGAUCAAAAUAGAAUAUCCAGAAAUAGAAAUGGAUGAAGAAGGCGGAGAAAAUGAUCUAUAUCCUCCAGCUGAAAAUGGAGAAAAAGUACCACUACAUGUAAUGAUCAACCAUCCAAAUUACAACUUAUGGACUUCAAAAGCAACAGCAUGCUUGAUCAGCCAGUACAAAAAGUAUCGACAUAUGGUUGGCCAAACAACUCGAUUCAGAAGUCUCAGAGAUAUGUUUGAAACUAUUUCUGUUGAUAUGCAAAAGCAUGGCUUUUACUUUAGUCCUCAAAAGUGUGAAAAUAAAUGGAGAGUACUUGAGCGUAAAUACAAGAAUCUGGUCAUUAGAGAAAUGAUCAAGAAACCUGGAAGAAUGAAGCACUAUGGUCACUGGGAGCACAAAAGAGCUUUGGAUGAAAUUUUUGAUGAAAACAGGAAGCAAGUGUAUUUGAAAGAAAGCGAAUAUCCAACGAUAACCAGUUCAACAAAAUAUGCCAUCAUUUUACCAGAAGCAGCUGCCAAGGCAGCUUCGAAUCAAACUGCUGCUUCACAGAAAUCAACACAAAAUAACGAAGUCAUUGAUCCAAUGAUAACAGCUACAACAUCUAGUGUUCAAAUAACAACACCAAAUCUUGAUUCAUUGAAACUUGCAAAUGCUGAAUUGUUAAAGGAGUUAAAGGAAGUUUUGACGGCUGCUGAAAAAAGCAAAGAGAGGAGGCAUGCUGAAAAGAUGGCUAUGCGUCAAGAUGAACUGGAUAUUCAGAAGAGGUUGUUAAAGAUUAAAGAGCAAAAAAUUGAAUUAAAAAAAAGGGAAAUCAUCGCCAUGUCUAAUUACGUUAAAAGUAUUUAAAGUCAUUGUUAAAUUAUUUAUUUUUUACCAAAGUAUACAUUUAAAAUUUUUUUUAAUAAAAAUUGAAACGGUAGUGUUUUGAUAGAUGAGUAGACAAACUUGACAUCUUUAUUUAUUAUUACAUUUGAAUAGAUCAAUAUUUUUAUGUUUGAAUAUAUCAUUCUUUAAAAAAUAAUUUUGUAAAUGCUUGAAAAGUAUAAGUUACCGUGCGGAAAACUGAUGCGUGGUUCGUACAGUGACCACUAGAUGGAAAUAUUUUUCGCAUUCUUCUCACUUGUGCCGGUAUAAACAAUACUUUACUAAAUACUUGUUCAUUGCAAAGAAUUGAUUGAUAAGAAGAUUUUAUGCGACAUAACGUAUCGAAUUGUGUAAUAAUAAUUUUGUAUGUAUACGAUAAGUAGAUUGUUAUGUUUAGCGCUAUUUGCAUUAAGCUGUAUAAGCUUAUGUUUUUUUUACGGAUUACAAUUGUGCAUAUGAAAACAUUCGAGUAUUGCUCUAUCAUUACAUAAAGAACAUUUUGU
Phymastichus coffea is the source of this 1764-nucleotide messenger RNA. RefSeq lists its product as uncharacterized. Lineage: Eukaryota; Metazoa; Arthropoda; Insecta; Hymenoptera; Eulophidae. The transcript is spliced from 2 exons. The record is from RefSeq and is a predicted model, not a curated record. The coding region runs from base 404 to 1243 and encodes 279 amino acids.